AUGUCAUCGUCUGCUAGUGUAAUUGCAACUUCCAAGUCCACAAGUGUCACUGAUGACGAGGCCAAUACAGCGCUGAUUUUGUCGAAAAGUGACGAUGUAAACACGACACAGAGCAAUGCGCAACAACAUCCCAUUGAAAUUGACAUUUCAUUCAGAUAUUGGUCAGCACACAGCAUGAGAAAGUUUAUUAUCAUUUGGUUGGAUCCAAACAUGAAUGAAUUGAAUAAUGAUUAUCAAAAUUCUAUCAGUCAACUUCGACAAAUUGUCAGUUCAACUAAAGUAUUUACAGAUGUCGAGCAAUGUAUCGACUUUAUUAUUGAAAUUGAAAAUGCAAAGUUUUUUCUGAUUUUACCGGAAGCGAUCACCAAAACAGUCAUGCCACUUAUUCAUGACACACCUCAGCUCGAUUCUAUUUAUGUCUUUUGUUUGAACAACAUCAAAGAUGAACAAUGGAUUUCAAAAUGGAAGAAAAUCAAAGGUGUCUUUUCGGAUAUCUUAUCCAUUUGUGAUCAACUUCAACGCAACAUUAAGCAUUACGAGCGGAAUGGUAUACCGGUUUACAUUAUAUCAACAUCUUCAAUUACUGAUUUAAAUGAACUCGAUCAAACAUUCAUGUAUUCACAAUUACUUACAGAGAUUCUUCUCGAAAUGAACUAUGAAAAAGCGGCAAAAACAGAAUUCAUUGAACUCUGUCGUAAACAAUAUCAAGAUAACAAAGUGCAGUUACAUAAAAUUGAUGAUUUCGAACGAAACUAUGAACAUCACUCGGCGCUAUGGUGGUAUAUAAAUGAAUCAUUCAUAGUUUACAUGCUUACUAGGGCAUUACGAACGCAAAAUAUCGCGACCAUCAUCAAAAUGGGAUUUUAUAUAAAAGAUCUUCAUCGACAAAUUAAACAAAUACACUCCGCAUCAAACAAAAACAAACUAAUGACUACCUACCGAGGUCAAGUCGUGGCAAAUGCUGAAUUUGAGAAGUUGAAAAACAGCAUAGGCUCUCUCAUUGCAUUCAAUAGUUUUAUAUCGACGACCACCAGUUCUGUGGAGGCAAUUUUAUAUGCUGAAUCUGCUCAAGUCGACCCUCAGUUGAUGGGUAUUGUUUUUCAAAUGGAAAUUGAUCCGUCGAUCUUGACAAUCCCUUUCGUUUCAUUAAGCGACGUUUAUGACAUCCCGUUUUGCGAAAACGAAAUUCUAUUCUCGAUGCAUACUGUUUUUCGGAUCAAUAAAAUUGAACAAAUAACCGAUUAUUUGUGGAGUGUGGAUUUGGCAUUAACGAGCGACACUGACGGUCAGCUUCAACGUCUGGCUCAACGUUUACGUAAAGAAAUCGAAGGACAGAAUCAGUUGCAUCGGUUAGGUAAUCUAUUAAUCCGGAUGGGCGAAUUUGACAAAGCGGAAGAAAUAUUCAAGACGUUACUCGAAACAACAUCAAAUGUUGACCUGGAACAAGUUACGUCUUUCUACAAUCAAUUGGGAUGUAUUUGCAAAGAGAAGGGCAAUUUUUCAAGUGCACUCUCUUAUCAUCAGAAGGCGCAGGAAAUUCAGCAGAAAAUUGCUGUGCCAAAUCAUUCUGCGUUAGCUAACAUCUAUAAUAAUAUUGGUGAAGUGCAUCGAUUAAUGGGAGAGUAUUCAACUGCACUGUUAUACUACCGAAAAACGCUUAUAAUCGGCCAAAACUUUGUCAGUUCCGAUUCUCCGAUGUUAGCUAUUAUAUAUAAUAAUAUUAGUCAGGUGUAUAAUUUGAUGGGAGAUUACUCAGCUGCUCUCUCUUACCUACAAAAAACUCUCGAAAUCCAAGAGAAAAAUUUUCCGCUGAAUGAUUCAAAUCUGAUCGCUAAAUACAACAACGCAGAUAAAUCCGAUGAUUCAAUUGGAGAAAACUCAGUUGCAUCAUUGAACUUACAAAAAGUCUUUGAGAUACAAGAAAAAGUUAUUCCGUUUAAAAAUCCUGAUCUGGCAGCUACAUAUGAAAACAUCGCUCGAAUGCAUUACGCUAUGGGAGAAUAUUCAAUUGCACUCUCACACCAUCAGAAGGCAUUUGAAAUCCGACAGAAAUCUCUUACGUUCGACCAUCCUUUACUGGCUAUUACACAUAACAACAUUGGACAAGUGCAUUAUGCUAUGGGGGAAUAUUCCACUGGACUUGUACACCAUCAAAGGGCACUCGAAAUACAACAGAAAUCACUCCCAUUGAAUCAUCCUGAUCUGGCUGCUACUCAUAGCAAUAUUGGUCGAGUAUAUGAUUCGAUGGGAAACUAUUCCACUGCAUUAUCCCACUUGCAAAAGACACUUGAGAUCCAAGAAGAAAGUCUCCCACCCCAUCAUCCUGAUCUGGCAACUACAUACGAAAACAUCGGUCGAGUGCACUAUGCUAUGAGAGAAUAUUCAAUUGCACUCUCCCAUCAUCAGAAGGCCCUUGAAAUCCGACAGAAGUCUCUUAUGUCUGAUCACCCUGUAUUGGCAAUUACACAUAACAACAUUGGACAAGUGCAUUAUGCUAUGAGAGAAUAUUCCACUGCACUUUUACAUCAUCAAAGGGCACUCGAAAUACAACAGAAAUCUCUCCCAUCUAGUCAUCCCGACCUGGCUAUGACAUACAAUAAUAUUGGUGAAAUUUACGUCGGAAUGAUUGACUACUCAAAUGCAAUCCUAUAUUAUAAAAGGACGCUUAAAAUUCAGCAAGUAGCUUUUCCAUCUAACCAUCCAUUGUUAGCGAUCACCUACAGCAACAUUGGCCGUGUAAAUGAAUUGAGAGAACACUACUCAGAUGCACUAUUUAAUUAUGAGAAUGCACUCAAAAUUCGGAAAAAAGCUCUCCCGCCCAACCAUCCGUCGCUUGCAACCACUUAUAAUAGCAUUGCUGAGAUGUAUCGAUUGACGGGAGAUUAUUCAUCUAGUCUUCUGUAUCAUGAACAUACACUUGAAAUACAAACGAAAUCUCUGCCGCCAAACCAUUUAUCACUCGCUGAAAGUCAUCAUCAGAUUGCAGUGAUCUUGAAAGGGCUUCAUCGAUAUAGCGAAGCUGCUGAGCAUGCAUCACGUGGUCUCAAUAUUAUGCGUCAUAGUUUGGAGCCACAACAAUCUCAAGUGGAAAAGUAUCAAAAAUAUCUCGAUGAAAUACUGCUCAUACCGGAAUGUAGCAAGCUCACUAUGGUCAAAAACAUCAAUGAAUGGACCUAUCCUUUUCUUCUUGUUCUUCACUCAUCGCACCAAUCUCGGCUACAUUCAAUAUUGUUCGACUUAACUGAUGGUCACCUUAUGCCUCCUAGCUUACCGCACGAGUGUUUAACCAAGCUAGAGUCGAACAAACAAGUUAAGAGUAUCGUGCUUGAGAUGUUGUCCGAUUCUGUCGAUGAGCGAGAUCGCGUGCUCAAAGAUUUUUCAUCUGUCGAUCACAUCGAAUCAAUUUAUUUGCUGGGCAAACCGCCAGAAAUGAGCGAACAACGAUAUAAGUUUUUCACUAGCUUUCACAAAGUUUCCAUAUUUUGUGAGGAUGAAGAAGAACUAGCUGUUCGUUGGGCAUUGGAUACGGCUAAUGAAUUUCGACAAUUGGGUGGUCAAUGUGCUGAGGCAGGUAAUAUCGAUUCGGCUCGUGAGUACUUUCAACGAGGUAAAGAACUCUACAAGCACCUUGCCAAGAUUAUCGAUCAACCAAGAUCACAAACGUCAUGA
Rotaria socialis is the source of this 3669-nucleotide messenger RNA. NCBI's taxonomy places the organism in Eukaryota, Metazoa, Rotifera, Eurotatoria, Philodinida, Philodinidae. The record is from the annotation of a GenBank genome assembly.